Daphnia pulicaria is the source of this 1183-nucleotide messenger RNA. Its product is annotated as calphotin-like. The record is from RefSeq and is a predicted model, not a curated record. The transcript is spliced from 2 exons. Lineage: Eukaryota; Metazoa; Arthropoda; Branchiopoda; Diplostraca; Daphniidae. Bases 95 to 1096 code for a protein of 333 amino acids.
GUCGACCACUAUAUAAUCAGCAUGUUUGCAGCUUUAUUCUUCAGUCAGAUUCAGUCUGCCGAGUAAACAACAACUUUGACUCCUCUCAUUCGCCAUGAAUCGCCUUCAUAGAGGAAGCAUUGCGCUGUUGGCUUGUCUGCUUUUGCUACAACUGUCUACCGGCUCCGCCAGCCCGGUCCGUUCUAACCGGAUGACUAGAGUAUUGCCUCGCAGCUUCGGUAACAUCCAGCGAGUCACCCGCAACGACGCCAAUGUGGCAGAGAAAUACUUGCAGACUAGAAUUGCGGAUCCCGUAGCGACUACCCUGGAACCUUUAGCGCCAACCACCGAAGGCUUCUCACCUGUAUUCGAUCAGGAAACUUUGCAUUUGUCAACUAAAAUUCAAGAUGACAUUAGCCCAGCCGUUUUGCCGGAAGCCGACCUGAUCGAUGAGCCAGCUGUAUUGUUAUCAGUAUUUGACGUCGACCAUUCCAGUGUCGUAGAUGAUACUCCACUUUUGAUUGACUUUCAGGAUGUCGUCGAGUCUGUUCCAGUAGUCGAAGAAGAAAUAGCGUCGGAAGUCGAAAAGCAUUCUGACGAUCAUUUCCCGGUCGAAGAAGUGCCAGCGAUUGCGCCGCAAGUGGAAGAUAGCCCUGUCGAUCUUAGAAUAGUAGCAGAAGAGCCUGUGAUUGUAGCUAUCCCAACAGCAGCACCCCAAGUCCCUGCUUUUGUACAUUCUGAACCAGUGGAUGUUCCUCUAGUUGAUGCACCGGUAUCCGUAAUUCCAACUGUUUCGCCAGCUGUUCCGAUUUUUAUCGCUUCUGUGUUGCCAUUGGAACCUGUCGAGUCGCCGGAAGCGGUUCUAGAGAAAGUGGAGAGUGAAGCUCCGGUUUAUUCGCCGCUAAAUUUGCCCGUGCUGGACCCUCUUCCCCCGGCUUCGUAUCCAUCCAGCAAUCCUGUCAGAUCAGAGUUGAGUUCCCAUUUCCCCAAUCGUCCGUUCGGAAUCCUGCCGAAAGCGAGGGAGCUAGGCUUCCCACCAGUUUCCAACACGCGUGAAAAUGUCCUUCGUGAAAUCAACUGGAACGCCAAAGUCGGUCGAGCUUAUCGUUCAAGCUGAUUUAAUUCUAUUCAAUCUUUCAUUUUUUAAAAUUUCGCUUCAAAUAUUUUUUCGUCAACGGCCAAUACAUUUACAAGUUUUUCUUUU